AUGGCUACUAGACCGUACAACGCAGUGCAGUGGUACAUGGAAGAGGUGGGAGCUCGCGUGGUGGCGAAGACCGGGAUCCCUUCAGACAGACAUCACGUAGGCAAGCUAAUGCUGCAAAGCCUGCAAGAGGAUCCUGAUUUUAUACUGCAGAUCAAUGGAGCUACCGGAGAAUCAGAAACCUUCAGUUCAGCUUUAGACAGGAGCAUCCGAUGUGCUGUCUCCCUCACCAACAUGGGGCUGAAGAAAGGCGACGUCAUGGUGCUGAUGGGACCAAAUCACCUGGACUUCUGUAUACCCCAUAACGCGGCAUUUUAUCUUGGAAUUAUGGUGGCGUCGAUUGACGCUACUUUGGGAGUUAAUGAAUUAAGAGAUCUGUUCCAUAACAACAAACCAAACAUAAUUUUUGGUCAAAGUGAAAAGAUGAAGGACAUUGAAAGAGCAUUGACCUUAUCUGAAGUGGAUGCUAAAGUGGUAACCUUUGACAAAGAUGGUAGCCAUAUUUCACUAGCACAACUCCUGGAGGUUAAAGACAAAGAAGCGAUAAAGAACUUUAAACCAACAGACUUCGAUCCAGAGCAUACAGUGGGAUAUUUAACUUCAACCAGUGGAACUACAGGCGUGCCAAAGACAGCUAUGUUGACACACAAGAACUUAAGUAUAGGAAUGCCUUAUAUCUGGGCAAACUUCACCAAUUUCCCGACACCAACAAAUCUGGUAUUCAUGGCGUCUCCAGCUCAGUGGCUGUCAGCUGGGAUCCACUACGUCUUCUCAUCAGUCUUCAAGUAUACUCGACUACAGUCAUCAUCACCUAUCACGCCGGAGCAUUUUGCUGAACUUGUCAAUGCAUAUAAGCCUUCCUACUUUGCUACAAGUCCUAACAUGAUGGUGACGAUGAUGGCAAAUGCUAAAUGUGACUUCACCUGCUUCGAGUAUGUAGGAUUGGGCGGCAGCGCUGUAACACAAGAUGUUAUUGAUGAAGUAAAGAAAAAAGCUCAAACAGACGAAGUAUACAUCCUAUAUGGAAUGAGUGAAGCAAGUGGGGUCACAGUGCAGCAUGACAUGUAUUCUGUGCCCGGAUCUUACGGGAGGCCAAUUUAUGGGAUACAGGCGAAACUAGUGGAUCCAAAUACCAAUAAAGUCAUCACAGAGCCAAAUGUUCCUGGAGAAGUAUGGUUUAAAGGUCCCAGUGUUUUUAAAGGAUACUACAACAACCCUGAAGUCACGAAGGAGGCUAUCACAGAAGACGGCUGGCUCAAAUCUGGUGACAUUUUCUACAGAGACCAGCACUGGAACCUAUUCUUCGUAGAACGAUACAAGUUGCUUUUGAAAUAUAGAAAUCAUCAGGUGUCCCCUGUGGAAAUUGAAACGGUGAUCAUGAAGCACUCUGGAGUAUUGCACGCGGCAGUGACAGGUAUACCGGACAGGGAGUGUGGGGACCUGGUAGUGGCGUGUGUUGUACCCAAGCCUGGCUGUAGCCCUACAGCGGAGGAGAUCAAGGACCUGGUCAAAGAAUCGCUGACUGACUCCAAGCAGCUGAGAGGAGGUGUGAUCUUCUUGAAAGAACUGCCAACGACCAGCACGUCUAAAAUCAACAGGCAGAAACUAAAGGAACUGGUACUAAGCUUGCCAAGGCAAUAA
Messenger RNA from Spodoptera littoralis (African cotton leafworm), 1638 nucleotides. The record is from the annotation of a GenBank genome assembly. NCBI's taxonomy places the organism in Eukaryota, Metazoa, Arthropoda, Insecta, Lepidoptera, Noctuidae.